AUGUUACCUGAGAUGGUAGAGGUGACGUACGAGACGGUCGGAAAGCUGCCAGACGGCCAGGUGGAGGUCGUGGCGAUGGAUGUAACGCGGAAUCACACUCUCUCGAGGAUUCGCUUGCUCUGCGAGGAGCCAUGUCUGGCUAACUACGUUACGGACGUAAAGGCCGAGGUAGUCAGGAUCAGGACAGAGCAGCGAAAGAAGAAGAAUCAGCGGGCGAAGGAGUUGAGGCAGCUGGCGAAGGAGAGAAAGGUGACGGAGAAGCGGGAGAGGGAAGACGAUGAGGCUGAGGAGAACGACCGUCAGCCACUGGCGAAGAAGGCGAGGACGGAGAGCUAA
Mytilinidion resinicola is the source of this 336-nucleotide messenger RNA. RefSeq lists its product as uncharacterized. NCBI's taxonomy places the organism in Eukaryota, Fungi, Ascomycota, Dothideomycetes, Mytilinidiales, Mytilinidiaceae. The record is from RefSeq and is a predicted model, not a curated record. Bases 1 to 336 code for a protein of 111 amino acids. The transcript has a single exon.